AUGAUCGAGCAGGCUCUCAAGGCUACUCCAAGUAAAGACUUCCCCAAUGUCUUUUAUCGCUCUGCUUCAGCCGAGAUUCUUCCCUUCCUUCGAGACAAGAGCGUCGACAUGAUCGUGGCUGGCCAAGCAGCCCAUUGGUUUGACCCAUCGAGAUUCUGGCCCGAGAUGAAGCGAAUAGUGAGACCAGGAGGGACCGCAGCCUUCUGGGGCUAUACAGACCCUGCUUUUCCUGGCUUCAAGAAUGCAACGAACAUUUUGAGCGAAUUUGCCUAUAGAAACGAUGCGUUAGGACCAUACUGGUCUCAACCUGGCCGUUUUUUGGUACAAGACAAACUUCGACAUUUGCAACCCCAUUCAGAAGAUUGGACUGAUGUACGUAGGAUAGAAUAUGAGCCUGAUUGGCAUGAAGGUCUCAAGGGUGAAGGAACCAUGAUCUUGAGCGCUAGAAUGGCUGUCAGAGACUGCAUGAACUAUGUUCGCACUUGGUCCAGCUUUAGCACCUGGCAAGACAGCCAUCCAACGGAGUCUAAGAGGGAUGCCAGUGGAGAAGGUGACGUUGUAGACAAAAUAUUUGACAGUAUGAGAGACGCCGAGCCAGCCUGGCAAUCGGAUCAAUGGCUUGACAUGCAUAUUGAUAUUGAAUGGGGAUCCGGACUUUUGCUAUCUCGGCGAAAAUUAUAA
Molecule: messenger RNA, 681 nt
Organism: Bacidia gigantensis
Lineage: Eukaryota; Fungi; Ascomycota; Lecanoromycetes; Lecanorales; Ramalinaceae
Exons: 1
Coding region: 1-681 (226 amino acids)
Molecular function (GO): S-adenosylmethionine-dependent methyltransferase activity
Source: RefSeq, a predicted model, not a curated record